AUGCUUCGUAAAUUUAUUGGCGACCCUUCCAGAGUAUUUCCUGUAGAGGACAUUCAGGUGACUGAGGAGCUGGCCUACGAGGAGCAGUCGGUGGCUAUUCUGGACUGCCAGGUGAGGAGACUAUGCACCAAGGAUGUGCCUUCAGUUAAGAUAUACUGUUUUGAUGCCUAUGUUGACAAGCAAGCCAUGAGCACCGGAGUUCCAAACGAGUUAGGAGCUGGAAAUACUGACAGAGCUAAACAUGUUGUGUCUGUUACUCUCGUGCAAUCUAUUGAUGUAGGUCUUGAUAUUUGGUUCUCUAUUUUAUUAUCAUAUUUCCUGGGUGGCUUCUUCAGUGAUAGCACGGAGAUAAUUAACAAAUUUGCCUCCAUGACACCUCUUCUGUUAAUAGCCAUUAUAUUCAAUAUCUCUCAAGGAAUUUUAUCAGGGGUAGCUAGAGGAUGGGGGUGGCAGCGUUGUGCUAUGUGCAUCAACUUGGGAACAUUCUAUUUCAUCGGCAUGCCAAUAGCAUGCCUCACUGCUUUCAAGUUCAACCUACAUACUCAGGGUUUAUGGAUUGGCUUGAUAUGUGCUCUAGGUUGCCAAGCGUCUGGCUUAUUGCUACUGACAUUGUUGACCAGAUGGAAAAAAGUAGAGGGCUCAAAAAAUAGCAAUAGAGAAACUGAACUUCUAGCUUAA
This is a messenger RNA of Lycium ferocissimum, 678 nucleotides long. Its product is annotated as protein DETOXIFICATION 18-like. Gene Ontology annotation, biological process: transmembrane transport. Lineage: Eukaryota; Viridiplantae; Streptophyta; Magnoliopsida; Solanales; Solanaceae. The record is from RefSeq and is a predicted model, not a curated record. Bases 1 to 678 code for a protein of 225 amino acids. Gene Ontology annotation, cellular component: membrane. The transcript has 5 exons. Gene Ontology annotation, molecular function: xenobiotic transmembrane transporter activity; antiporter activity.